AUGCGUUCUUCAACCCUCUACCUCGCCCUCAUUGCCUCUGUGGCCUCCGUCUCCGCAACCUACACCAACGGCGACGACUUCUUCAACGACCUCCCCACCUGCAUUCAGGACUGCAACUCGGUCAUCAUCGACAACGUGAAAGCAGAGUGCAAAGAUGCCAGCAACUCCCUCCAGUGCAUGUGCACAGCGAUCGAUGCCCCCAACGCGAUCAACGAGACCGUCAGCGACGCCGCAUCGGCAUGCUCGCUAAAAUGCUCAGAGGACGACCAGAACGCGCUCAUGAAGCUUGGCAUGGAGAUGGCGUCGAGCUGCGUCCCAUACAUCGAUGGUGACAACUCCACUAUGUCCUCCGCCUCCAUGUCCGGCAGCGCAACGGCCACCAACACCGCAGGCUCGUCCUCCACCGGCGGAAGCAUGAGCACAAUGACUGCCACCGCCUCGGGCUCUGGCUCUGCCUCGGACUCGACGCAGUCGCCGUCGAGCACGGCGUCGGGCAGCUCGCCGGCCCAGACGGGCGCGGCCGCACAAUUGGUGUUGGGUGGGGCUUUGUUGAUCCCGGCGUUGCUGGCGGGAUUGAUGAUCUAG
Molecule: messenger RNA, 585 nt
Organism: Morchella importuna
Lineage: Eukaryota; Fungi; Ascomycota; Pezizomycetes; Pezizales; Morchellaceae
Exons: 2
Coding region: 1-585 (194 amino acids)
Source: RefSeq, a predicted model, not a curated record